UCUGGUGAACUUCAGAAUCGACUCAAAUCCAUUCCUCGGGACCUUGUCCACACGCAGAAACCUCUCUGGGGAAAACGUGGACCAAACAUUUGUAUCGCGCGUUGGACGGAACAUAAUUUCCAUUUUUCCUCAGCCCAUUAGUUAGACUUUGGAAAACGCUCACGGGACGAUCGCUACCGGACUGCUGAAGAUAUUUCCAAAAGUCAAGAGGUCUGUUUGGUUUUUAACUCCACAAUUAUAGUAGUCCCCGGAAUGGCAUCUCGACGGUUUCCCAUCCCUCGUUUGUUUUUUUACGGCGGGCGUCAGAGAGUUAAAGUGCCCUCUCAGUUCACGGGAAUGUUAUCCUACAAGCAUCUCGGCGCCUAUGUAAUUUGGUGUGCAAGGAAGGCAGUAUAACAUUUGGCGAGAGGCUGCGCGCCUGUCGGCUUGGCAUCGAAUGAUUCUCAUCUCGCUUCCAUUACCAGUGAGUGUGCAUCCGAGGAGGUCAGAUUCGGGACGCUGGGACGAGGUGAUUGCGGGAAGAAGCAGCGAUCGAGCAGAGUACCUGGCGACAGCACUGUGCGCAGAUACCUCCUUGCAUCCGUUUAAUUCACAGAACGAAAGCAGACCAUGCAACAAAUCCCGGGGCCAAAUCCACCCCAAGUCCGUUCCGAACUGUUCGAGCUACUGAUGAGAAGGAAGAAAAGGGCGGUAUGGCUUUCAAGCACUCUUCUACUUCUAUCCCUCAUCACCACUGCUGUUGGUAUAUUCAUCGCAACAAGGACAGAAAAUAUAAGUGUCAUUGGCUACGCAUCAGGAAUAAUUCUUGCCUUCGGCUCUUUUCUCACUCUGCUGGGACUCUUCCUGGAAGAGAAUCGGAAACAACUGUUGAUUGCAGCCAUUAUCUUCCUCAGUUUUGGUAUUAUUGCAGCAUUUGUCUGUGUGAUCGUGGAUGGUGUCUUCACUGCCAUAAACAUCGAUCUAAGACCACUGCAUGCAGGAAGAUGCCAACAUUACACCAGUGGAACCAACUUUAUUUAUGAGAAUUAUCUGACUACUGUGCCAUGCCAGAGUCUCACCGAAUCUUGCAAUCUGAAGGUGCGGAGUAACACUUGCUACUGUUGUGACUUGUACAAUUGCGCAAACGGUGACUACCUGAACAAUUACUUUGAAUUUGUUGGAGUGAAGAGUUGUCGGGAGGUACACCUUGUCUACAUUAUGAUUUGGCUGAUGACGGCACUGAAUGUCUCUGCCUUCCUUUUGGGAAUUAUCACCACUGCCAUUCUUGGCAGCUUUAAAAACAUGGAGUCUCUCAUUGGACCCGAGGUUAGUUUCCAGCUCUAUCGCAUUCAAAGUUCCCCAUACAAGCCCAAGGAGCAGUUGGAGACCCAGCCCAUACUGUCUCCCACUGCACCUCUCCUGUUGCAUGAACAAGCGGCAGACACAAGGCACCAGGGGGCUCCCACUCGAUACAUGGCUUUGCCAAUGGCUGGAUCGCUGCCUGGUUGUGAUUUUAACUGUGCAAAGAAGAACAACAACCCUCCUCCAUUUUCCCCUUUGUAUAAUUUGCUGCCAGAUAAGCCAGUGGGAUAUCCAAUAUGAUCACUUCUUAUCCGUCUCUGUGCAAAGGCCAAGUAUCCUGUCACAACACAUCUGGAAUACAGAUCCGAAAACCAAAACAAUUAGACUUCAAGGGGCCGUUCAUGUUUUUGUACAAUUGUGUCGAGUCGUUAAUAGAGAGAAAAUGGCCUAUGCUACAUCUCACAUGGUUUUUACUUUAUUUUCCUUCAUUGUAAAAUAAUGAACGUUGGACUUGCUCUCACAUAUUUACAAUAUUGCACAAAUUCAACAUCUAUGCCUUGAAUUUUUCACCGUAGUCUGAUAUAUGUAUUGAUAUCACUUUGUUAGACAAUUGUAUAUAUUUAUAUCAUACAAAUUGUAUUUUUCUUUAUAUUAGCUACUGCAAUAGAAUUCACAUAAAGAUCAUUUCCAGUAUUAUAGUUAAAUUUGCAAUAUAAUAGAAUGAAUUAAAAUACCCUAUUUUAAUCC
Amblyraja radiata (thorny skate) is the source of this 2028-nucleotide messenger RNA. Its product is annotated as transmembrane protein 255B. The record is from RefSeq and is a predicted model, not a curated record. Lineage: Eukaryota; Metazoa; Chordata; Chondrichthyes; Rajiformes; Rajidae. The coding region runs from base 610 to 1581 and encodes 323 amino acids. The transcript has 9 exons.